UGUGUUUUUUGUCUUGGGAUUUCUUUAAUAUAAAUUAUAAUAAAUGGGUAAAAUUCCAUGUGCAUAAAAUGGCAAGAAUUAAUAAUUCUUUCUUUUGGGGAAUAUUAUUUGCCUCAGUUACGUGGAGCUUGGCUUUGUAUUUAUAUUGGUUGCCGAGUUUAAGUGGUUUCUGUGCUGUUUAUGAGUUCAAGCUAUUUUUAGGUAGCACAAUAUUUAACAGUACUGAAAAUAUAAUUCAAUAUCGUUUAGUUAACACAGAAGAGAAAAACAGGAUAAAAAACAAUGACAAGUCUAUUGCUAUGCUGCAAGGCAAGAAUCUUCUUUUCGAUAAUCCCGAAGAUAGCAAUGAUAGAUACAUCGGUAAACUGUGGAAAUAUCGAAAGAAUCAAUCUGAAUAUAGGAGAAAGAUUAUGUUAAAAGAAAAAUUCGCCAAACAAUUCAGCAAAAAACUUGCUGCAAACCCUGAUAAGUCUUUUGCAAAUCAAUUUGGGCUAAUUCGCAAUGAGGCUGACGUUAAAACAAGAGAUGAAGGAUACAAUCUCCAUGCUUUCAAUACACUUAUUUCUCAAAGGAUAGGUAAUCACAGAGGCAUACCAGACACUAGAAAUAAAUUAUGCCGCUCAAAAGUAUACCCUGCAAAACUUCCAAAAGCGUCAAUAAUUAUAUGCUUUUACAAUGAGCACUUUGAUACACUCAUGAGAUCCGUCCACUCUAUUCUGGACCGCAGUGACCUAAAUCAUCUCAAAGAGAUUAUACUAGUUGAUGACUAUAGCGAUAUAGAUGGUUUACAUGACCAAGUUCAGAAAGCAGUUGAUGAAUUGAAUAAUAAAAUGACAAAAGAGGAAGAGAUGAUAGAAACUAAUAAAAUUGAUGAUGAGAGUGUUGCUGAUUAUAUAAAUGAUGAUAAGAUAAAUCCAGGGAAAGAUAAAAACAAGAAUGUGCCACCUACAACAACUGCAAGGAUUAAUAAAAGUGGGCUCACUAUUAAGCUGAUUAAAACCGGUAAACGGGAAGGCCUGAUCCGUGCAAGAUUGUUUGGUGCAGACAAUAGCAUUGGAGAUGUACUAGUGUUCCUUGACUCGCAUAUAGAAGUCAACGUGGAUUGGCUUCCACCAUUACUUACAAGACUGUCAGAAGGAGUGGACGGUGUGAAUGUGCGUUACUCCCCACGGGCCGUCGUACCAGUCAUAGACGUGAUCAAUGCUGAUACAUUUGAAUACACUUCAAGUCCCCUGGUCAGAGGCGGAUUUAAUUGGGGCUUACAUUUCAAAUGGGAUAGUCUACCUAAACAGACUUUGAAAGACGAUGAAGACUUCAUAAAACCUAUUCGAUCUCCAACAAUGGCUGGUGGUCUGUUCGCUAUAUACCGUGAUUACUUCAACCACGUGGGUAAAUAUGAUGCAGGCAUGAAUGUAUGGGGUGGAGAGAAUUUGGAAAUUUCUUUUCGGAUUUGGAUGUGUGGCGGCGUUUUGGAGCUUAUACCGUGCAGUAGGGUAGGCCAUGUGUUCCGCAAAAGAAGGCCUUACGGUUUUGGCGAUAAGGAGGAUUACAUGCUAUACAACUCCAUGAGAAUGGCGAGAGUGUGGAUGGAUGAGUAUGUGGACAAAGUGAUAGAACAGAACCCUUCGGCGGCUCAUGUGGACGUAGGCGACAUUUCUGAACGCAAGGCUCUACGAACCAGCCUGAAAUGCAAGUCGUUUAAGUGGUACUUAGAUAACGUUUACCCGGAGAUAGAAGAUACACUCAACACAGCCGCUAAGAAGAGGAUUUCCGCUUUGAACGAUCCGGACAAGAAUAAGUUUCAGCCGUGGCAUUCUAGGAAGAGAAACUACACAGACUCAUUCCAACUACGUUUGAAGAACACAACAUUGUGUGUGCAAAGUGCUAAAGACAUCAAGACUAAAGGCAGUAGUCUGAUCCUAGCCAACUGCAUUAGGACUCUCAAUCAGAUGUGGUUCGAGACGGAUCGUCACGAGUUGGUGCUGGGACGUAUGUUGUGUCUGGACGCGUCCAACACCGUCGCGCCUGUCAUCAGCAAGUGUCAUGAGCUAGGCGGUACGCAUGAGUGGAUGCAUAAGGGUGUUGCUGGAAGCCCCAUAUACAAUACAGCGGCUGGGAUGUGUCUGGGUGUAGAAAGGGCUCUCAGGAAUGAACCAGUCAUGAUGGUAAUAUGCGACAACCAACCCACCAACCAGUGGGAUUUCGUUAGAUCGUAAGUUCCAUCGUCAAACUAAGGUUAGUGUCAAAAUGUGUGAUCUAUACUAACUUAGGGAUGUGUAUAUUUUGUGAAUGUUAAAAAUAGGAAUUGCUCUUUUAUGGGCAACUUUUUCGAAUAUUUAUACUUGAAAUUGAUUGUUACUUAUUUUGUAUUCAUCGAUUGCCAUGGUAAGAAUACUCACAGCAGUACAUUGUAUUUGAUCGGAAUAGUAUAUAAUUAAACAUUAUUAUCAAUACGUAAUUAAGAGAAAUUAGUGACACAUUAUUACAAUUUAUUAUUGGUUACAUUGUAUCUAUAAAUAAUAUUGUAAUCUGUAUACUACCGGUUCAAUCUUGCAGACUCAAGCAGUUCAUUGAUUUUAUUAAUAAUUUUAUUACAAUUAAUAUUAUAUUAUGUAACAUUAUCUCUAAAGCUAGAUAAUAAGCAAAAGUGAAGUAGUAAUAUUAUUAUGAGUUCGUAUACAGUUAUAUUCACUACUACAAGCA
Aricia agestis (brown argus) is the source of this 2703-nucleotide messenger RNA. It is a transcript of the gene Pgant35A, whose product is annotated as polypeptide N-acetylgalactosaminyltransferase 35A. Gene Ontology annotation, biological process: regulation of Notch signaling pathway. The record is from RefSeq and is a predicted model, not a curated record. Lineage: Eukaryota; Metazoa; Arthropoda; Insecta; Lepidoptera; Lycaenidae. Gene Ontology annotation, cellular component: Golgi apparatus. The transcript is spliced from 11 exons. Bases 69 to 2216 code for a protein of 715 amino acids. Gene Ontology annotation, molecular function: Notch binding.